Molecule: messenger RNA, 1053 nt
Organism: Gigantopelta aegis
Lineage: Eukaryota; Metazoa; Mollusca; Gastropoda; Neomphalida; Peltospiridae
Product: alpha-1A adrenergic receptor-like
Exons: 1
Coding region: 1-1053 (350 amino acids)
Biological process (GO): G protein-coupled receptor signaling pathway
Cellular component (GO): membrane
Molecular function (GO): G protein-coupled receptor activity
Source: RefSeq, a predicted model, not a curated record
AUGAAUCAGAGCCAGGACGAUGCAACGGAAUAUCACAUUGACAGUACCGCGAUGGUCGAGAUGCUGCUGCUCUUUUUGGUAAUGAUGUUCAUCGUCAUCGUCAACAUCCUAACGCUGAUUACUGUCGCCAUCCACCGGAUUAUGUGGACCGUGCCCAACAUGUACGUAGUUUCGCUGGCGAUGGCCGAUUUACUAACCGGCUUCUCAAUCAUUUACCAACUGUUGCCUAUCUUUCCGGAACUGAAGCCAAAGUUUGACAGCAAUAAAUUCCUUUGUCUAUUUAAACAUUCAACGCUGUUUACAUUGGUAUCGACUUCGAUUUUGAAUAUGAUUCUCAUUGCUUUCGACAGAUGGGCGUACGUUACGUAUCCUUUUGUAUAUGAACGACUGUCAACAAUAAAAAGAGCUGUGAUGCUCAUUGCGUUGUCAUGGGUCCUGGGAAUACUUAUUGGCACAGUGCCACUGUAUGUCAAUAACUGGAGACGUGGUUGUAGGUUUUUUGAAGUACUGAGUAUGGAAUAUCAGAUAUACGGCCAAGGGAGCUUUUUCGUAGUGUCUUCGAUAAUCAUCGCAGCUUGCUACUUACAUAUAUUUCAUAUUGUGAGAAAACAGAAAGCGCUCAUUCUCCGACAGAGAUUAAGUAUUGCUAACCUCGACCAUACUAGUUGUGUUCCCAAACGGCAUCGUUCGCACUCGGUGUGGGCGGUGAUACCGGUGGGCGAGAUGAGACUGGCGAAACUCCACAACGACUUUGACUUGGUCAAAACGUUUAGUCUCGUAUUCGGUGUUUUCUUCUGCUGCUGCUCUCCGGCUUUGAUAUUGGGAAUCGUCACGUACACAACGGGGAAAUACAAGGAUGCCACAAUCUACACUAUUCCCAUUGUUGUAUUGAAUUCUGGGAUGAACUUUAUUAUUUACGUAUUGAGGAACAGCCAGUUUCGACAAGCAGUAAAAGCUACAUGUUUCGGAUGUCGACAUGUAGUAAACGAACCGGGUUGGGCAGUAAUGGUAACAUCGCCAUCUAUGACCACUCAUUCAUCAAGGCUAUCAUAG